AAGAAAGAAUAUAAUUAAAAUUGAAAUAUAGUAUGUUCUAGUACACCUACCCGGCUCAUGUUAGCAAUGAGCAUCUCCUCUCUCGAUUACACACACUUUCUCUCUUUCUCUUUCUGCACAACUUGUGAUUAUACUUUUUCUCAAUCCCUUUCAAAUUGCGUUUUUUCAGGGUUUUUGCUUGCACGCAACAAUUUCCUUUUUUUAUUGUGAUAAAGUUACAUUUUUUCCACCCUUCAAUGAUUGCAUGAAGCCAAGAAAGAUAAUUGUGGAUUUGAAUCCAGAACGAGUUUUUAUCUAGUUUAGGGGUUUGAUUUUGGAGCCACACUUUAGGAAUUAGGAUUGGUGAUUGAUUGGUAAUCACUGGGAACCAAUUUUCUUUAGUUUUUGUUUCAUUGCAAGUUGUGAUUGUGAAUUGUGAUUGGAUUCUAAAUGGAUGACAUUGAGAAUGAUGCAAUUGCUAGGUAUCCCCCUAACCCCUAUGCUGUUAGUCACCCUCAUAAUCAAGGUUAUGGUUAUCAGAAACAUCCUUUUAGGAAUUCUCAUUCCCAUCCAGUUGUAAAUGAAUCUGUCGAAGAUUUUAACGGUGGUGGUGAUGAAGAAGAUGAAUACAGGUUAGGAGGGAAAGAUGAUGAUGAGGAUGACGUUGGUCAAAAUAGGAGCGCUCGAGUUCCCAUGACUCAUGUUGAUGAAGAUGAUGACAUGGAUGGGGAUGGCGAUGAAAAUGAUGAUAAUGACCAACAACAGAGUGAGGAGUAUGGUUAUCUGAAACAUCCUAUGAGGAAUUCUCCAUAUUCCCGGCCAUUUGACAAUGAAGGUAACAAUGAUGGGGAUGAUGAAGAUGAAGAGCCGUUAGUGGGGGAAGAUGAAGGUGAUGGUGAUGAUGAUGUUGAUCAAAAUAACACCUUUCAGCUUUCCCUAAAUCACGCCGAUGCAGAAGAUAACAAUGAUGGGGAUGGGGAUAGGGAUGAAGAAGAUAACAUUGAUGGGAACGCAGAUGGGGAUGGGGAUAGGGAUAGGGAUGAAGAAGAUAACGUUGAUGGGAAUGGGGAUGGGGAUCGGGAUCGGGAUAGGGAUGAAAAUGGUGAUAAUGACAAUAAGCAGAAAAGUUAUGCCAUGAUGAAUGAAGAUGAAUUUGAGUGGCAGCCAAAAAAGCAAAAGCUAAAGAGUUUGAUGUCAACCUAUGAAUUUGCAGCUCGGGUGCCAGAACCAUCUGCUGCAGCUUCUUCAGCUACUAAACCAUCUUUUGGUGCUAGAAAUUCGCUUAGUGAAUGGACCGAGAAAGAGACAUUUGUUCUUCUUGAUGCAUGGGGUGAUCGGUUUCUUCAACAUGGAAGGAAGAGUCUUCGAUCUGAUGAAUGGCAACAAGUUGCAGAAAAGGUAUCAGAAGUUUCAAAAGUUUAUAGGACAGAUACUCAGUGUAGAAAUCGUUUGGAUACAUUGAAGAAAAAAUACAAAAAGGACAAGAUUAAGUUUUCAGAAAUGGGUGGUGGAGAUAGAAAAUGGGUUUACUUCAAAAAGAUGGAUAAGUUAAUGUCUUCUCCACCGCAACAAGCAGGUUUCUCUUGUGGUUUGGACUCGAGAGAAAGUGUUUUAAUGAAGCCUAGAGUUUUUGUUAAUCAUGCAAAUGGGUUGGAUGACACGAGGGAUAAUCCCGUGAAUACUGAAUUCAUUGGUGUAGAAGGUUUAGAAAGGCCUCGCGCAAAGAAAAGAAGGAAAGGUAGGGGCAGUGACGAGGCUUCUUCCUUCAAAUUACUUGCUGAUUCCAUUCAGAAUUUCAGUAAGAUAUAUGAGAAAAUUGAAAAUAAUAAAAGGCAGCAGAUAAUGGAGCUGGAAAAGAUGAGGAUGGAUUUCCUCACUGAAUUGGAAACACAAAAGAGACAGAUUUUUGAAAGAUUGCAGAGUGAGAUUUCAAAACUUGAGCAAAGAGAUGAUUAACGUUUCUGUUGAAUCAGGUCUCUUAAGUGUUAUGCAUUGCAUUGUUGUGUAACGCAGAAUGCUGACACCAAACAGCUAGUUGUUGUAUCAUAUUUGAGGUGUUUCGCCUAUUCUUCAAAUUUCUGAGGCAAUGUUCACUUUACUGGAAUCAAAACUGGAUAGUCCAGCCAUCUAUCAUUACCUUGUUGGCAUUUUCAGAGUUCAUUGCUUUCUCAUGUCAAAUUUAUGAAUAGUGUCAUGUGUUUAUUAUUUUCUGCUCAUUAAAACAAGCAUAAUGAAUCAAUUGUUUUUUGAUUAUAUAACUUAUACUUGAAACUUUGACCUUCUUUUUUAUGUUUA
Molecule: messenger RNA, 2274 nt
Organism: Lathyrus oleraceus (garden pea)
Lineage: Eukaryota; Viridiplantae; Streptophyta; Magnoliopsida; Fabales; Fabaceae
Exons: 2
Coding region: 430-1935 (501 amino acids)
Cellular component (GO): nucleus
Molecular function (GO): transcription cis-regulatory region binding
Source: RefSeq, a predicted model, not a curated record